Messenger RNA from Saxophila tyrrhenica, 1680 nucleotides. RefSeq lists its product as uncharacterized. Gene Ontology annotation, molecular function: N,N-dimethylaniline monooxygenase activity; NADP binding; flavin adenine dinucleotide binding. Lineage: Eukaryota; Fungi; Ascomycota; Dothideomycetes; Mycosphaerellales; Extremaceae. Bases 1 to 1680 code for a protein of 559 amino acids. The transcript is spliced from 2 exons. The record is from RefSeq and is a predicted model, not a curated record.
AUGCCUCACGCCCACAGUACGGCCGAUGAGACAUACGACGUACUCGUUAUUGGCGCUGGUCUGUCGGGCAUCUGCAGUCUUUACCACAUCCGACAGCGCUUUCCUUCAUGGCGUGUGAAGCUCCUAGAAGCUGGAGAUGAUGUUGGAGGCACUUGGUAUUGGAACAGAUACCCUGGCUGCCGAUUCGACUCAGAGUCGCUCUCCUACGGCUUCUCGUUCGACAAGGAGCUGCUCGAAGACUGGCACUGGAAGGAGACUUACUCACCCCAACCUGAGACGCACCAAUACAUCAAGCACUUCGCAGAGAAGCACAAUCUGUAUCAACACGUCGUGUUCAACACGCGGAUCAGCUCUGCGCGUUGGAGCGACACAUCCAACACCUGGACUUUCGCCGAUGGGGCCGGUAAGGAGUAUAGAGCCAAGUUCUUCAUCAGCUGUAUUGGCUUCCUUUCUUCGCCGACCUUGCCGAAUAUUCCCGGCGUGCACGAGUUCACAGGCCAGUCAUUCCAUACCUCCCGAUGGCCACAGGAUCUCGACAUCAACCGUGACUUUGCAAAUAAGCGGAUUGGCAUCAUCGGGACCGGCGCGACUGGCAUCCAGACCAUCACAUCGAUAUCAAAGGUCCCUGACAUCGGCUCUGUUACUGUCUUUCAGCGGACGGCAAACUGGUCAGCGCCGCUGCGCAACAGCGGGAUCACCACAGAACAGAUGGCGCAGCAUAGGAGAGAAUACGACUCCAUCUUCCAGAGAUGCGCAGAGACACCAGCGUGCUUUGUGCACCAGGCCGAUCCACGAAAGUCGCUCGAGGUGAGCGAGGAAGAGCGACUUGCACUCUGGGAGAAGCUGUACAACGAACCCGGAUUUGGCAAAUGGUUGGGUAUCUUUAGUGACACUUACACCGAUCGUACUGCAAACGAGAUGUACUCCCGGUUCAUGGCGGACAAGAUCAGAGGCAGAGUACACGAUCAGGAGACUGCAGAGAGCCUUAUCCCCAAGAACCACGGCUUUGGGACCCGCCGAGUGCCACUUGAUAGCGGGUACUUUGAAGCUUACAACCAAGCCAAUGUCCAUCUCGUGGACCUUCAAAAGACGCCACUAGAGCGCAUCACACCGACGGGAAUCGCAACCUCAGAUGGCAGCACGCACGAGUUGGACGUCCUCAUCUACGCUACCGGAUUCGAUGCAAUCACAGGAGCUUUCAGCGCCAUUGACUGGCAUGCGAAGCAUGACCGACCACUUAUCGCCAGCAGCCAUUCUAAACAAGGCGACAGAGCGAUCUGGCCAGACCACCGACCACUGACAUUCCUCGGCCUCACGGUGCCGGCGAUGCCGAACAUGUUCAUGGUCCUUGGGCCGCAUCAACCGUUCGGGAACGCAACGCGGAGUAUCGAGCACGCUGUCCAAGUCAUCAACGACCUCCUACAAUACUGCGACGAGAAGAACUACACUUACGUCGAGGCGACGCAGGAAGCGGCGGAGAGCUGGACAGAGCACGUGGUCGAGUGUAGCAACGCUUUGACGUUGAUGAACGAGGUCGACAGCUGGAUGACCGGGGUGAACACGAACGUCAAGGGCAAGACGGUGAGGAGUGUAGCCCGGUAUGCAGGCAGUGCGGUCGAGUUCCGCAAGCGAUGCAGAGAUGUCCAGGCGUCGGGUUAUAAGGGUCUGAAAUUUGCGUAG